UCAGGGCCAGUGGGUAGCUAACUUUACGAUCGAGCUCUCUGCUCUCUUCUUCAUUCUCGUGUCAGUUUUUCUUUUCUAAUUUGAUAGUUGACUCACUUUGAUUAAUCCGAGUAUUAAUGAGUGUAUACUACGGGGUAGUACCGAAAAUAACAAUAAAUAAACAAAAAUAAACGUUUAUAUUGACUUACGAAUAUAAAAACCCCAUUAUCAUAGUACAAAUAUACAUAUCACCGCCGUAAACAUCGAUUUUGUGUGUGUCUGUGUUUUUAAUACAAGUUGUUUGCUUUGAUAAACUAUUGUGAUACAUAACGAAAUUGAUUCGUUAAAAAACUGUGACAAAAUGGCCAAUAAAGACGACUACCUUACGUAUUAUCGUGAGUUCUUCGAGAACUUUGCUCAGACUGUUAACCCCAAUGAUCAGCUACCUGUUAAAUUGGCUGGUUACAAAUUGGUGAACGUCGAGAUUGUUGGAGGGAUUAUCGACUGGACUACGCAAUAUUUGUCUCAAAAAAAAUGCCCCCCGAACUUGUUUGCUCCCCUUAUCAAAAUCAUCAUAGACGAAAUCAGGAAGGCCUGCAAGAAACACCCAGUAAAUUGCGGAUUCAAUCCCGGAGAUAACGCUUAUGAACCCCUCAAACUUAUGCAGACUGUGAUGGCCAAAACCAAUGAGGUUUGUUUAAGGUACCUGGACAAUAGUAUGUUAUGCUCACUGCCCUCGCCGGACACCGGGACCCCAUAUUGCAUCACUAGCGUGUGUGCCAUCAAAAACACACGCCGACGAAUGGAAGAUCGACACGUAGUUAUACAUGAUUUGAAUACGAUGUUCAACAUUCAGGAAGCAAGUCCGUCCAGUUACUACGCAGUAUUCGAUGGCCACGCGGGCCACGACGCUGCCGCCUAUAGCUCAGCUCAUUUGCAUCAGUUCCUUGCCGAAAAUAAAUGUUUUGCUUCAAAUCCGAAACAAGCCUUGCUAGAUGCCUUUUGUAAAACAGAUGCUUUAUUUAUUGAUAAGUGUAAAGUUGAACACUUUUCCAGUGGUGCCACUGCCGUUGUUGCAUUAUUACGUCCCAAAGAGAAAAUGUUAUAUGUAGCUUGGGCGGGAGACUCUCAAGCUGUAUUAGUGAGUAGAAGAAGGGCGCUACAAAUUGUAAAUCCACACAAGCCUUGCAGAGAGGACGAACGAGAACGAAUAGAAAAACGUGGAGGUUGUGUUAUAUUGUGGGGUACGUGGAGAGUUAAUGGUCAGUUAGCAGUAUCCAGAGCAAUAGGUGAUCCAGAGUACAAACCUUUUGUCAUUGCCGUUCCAGAUAUCCAGGAAAUAAUGUUAGAUAAUGACGAUUUCUUAGUAUUAGCUUGUGACGGUUUAUGGGAUAUUAUUUCAGAGGGGACUGUUGCCAGGACCGUUUAUAAUUUAGUCACAGAAAAUCCAGGUAAGUCUUAUUUUAGAACCAUUGCAAGUGAUCUUUCUUUUCUCGGCUUUGCUGUUUUGUAUCUCAAAAAAUUUUGA
Messenger RNA from Diabrotica virgifera virgifera (western corn rootworm), 1507 nucleotides. RefSeq names its product protein phosphatase 1E. The transcript has 7 exons. The coding region runs from base 341 to 1507 and encodes 388 amino acids. Gene Ontology annotation, molecular function: cation binding; protein serine/threonine phosphatase activity. Gene Ontology annotation, biological process: protein dephosphorylation; negative regulation of protein kinase activity. The record is from RefSeq and is a predicted model, not a curated record. Lineage: Eukaryota; Metazoa; Arthropoda; Insecta; Coleoptera; Chrysomelidae.